CGCAGCAGGCGACAGAAGAAGCUGAGAAAGCUGCUGCUGAGGAUGACAUGAAACAAUUAAGGUCAGCUUUUUUCCAUCAUUCUCGGAAUCUUGUUUCCCUUUUGGUGCCUUGUGUCUGUUCAUGGGAAAAAAAGGGGUCGAGAUGAGGGGACCACGAUGGAAUAAAGCCGACUCUAAAGCAACAGCGUGCGGAAAUCGUCUUCAAGGAAGACGAGGCGCGAGAAAAUACAACCAAUUUUAAGGCAUCGACGAGGUCUAAAUUCAUUUGUUUCGAUAAGUACUUGAGAGUAUGGAUGAUUGAUUCGAACUACGUACUAGGUUUCAUCUCGUCUUUCUUCGGCAGAUCUCCCUCAAUCUCUGACAAGUUGCGCGCUUUUCCUCAACGGAAGGAAAAUAAUGAAAGAUGCGCCGUCUACAACUUGUUGAGAAUAUGAUGAUUGUCCUCUGAGCUUCAACUUCAUCUUGUUGAAAGUGAUUGCGAUCGUCCUCUGAGCUUCAUUUUCUAAUACUUUCACGAAGAAGAGUAAGAAAAUCAUUGCCGGUUAUCAAGCUUG
Messenger RNA from Amoebophrya sp. A25, 554 nucleotides. The record is from the annotation of a GenBank genome assembly. Lineage: Eukaryota; Dinophyceae; Syndiniales; Amoebophryaceae.